AGCUUCCUCACCCUACCCAGCGAACUUCGAAACGGGAUAUAUGAGCUGAUACUACUGCACCACGAGCCUAUCGUUCCUUGGGCAGAAUACGGUCGACAACAGAAGUUUGCGCCUGGGCUGCUUCGAGCGAACAAGUUCAUCCACGGCGAAGCCAGCCCGCUAUUUUACGGCCAGAAUCGAUUCAGUUUCAUCAGGACCACCCCCGAGGAAAUAGCUUCAUUCCUUGACCAAAUUGGUAGCAGAAAUGCAGGCUAUAUUCGACAUAUCCUCAUCGACUUCCCAGAGUUCCUCUAUCUAGACCCUGGUGAUAUCACUCUCGAGGAGGACAGCGUCGACAUCCUCGCAAACAUUUGGAACCGGUGCACCAACUUGAGCACGCUUACGACGUCCCUAUACAGCACAAGUGCCAUGGAGUCUAGGCUUGACAACUUGGAACAUAACACAGUCAGUAAUGAGGUGUUAAAGCUGGUCGAUAAUCACUUUAGAGCAAUUUCAUCGCUACAAGAGAUCGUUGUU
This is a messenger RNA of Lasiosphaeria miniovina, 516 nucleotides long. RefSeq lists its product as uncharacterized. The annotation marks the transcript as partial. The record is from RefSeq and is a predicted model, not a curated record. NCBI's taxonomy places the organism in Eukaryota, Fungi, Ascomycota, Sordariomycetes, Sordariales, Lasiosphaeriaceae. The transcript has a single exon.